Molecule: messenger RNA, 1596 nt
Organism: Symbiodinium necroappetens
Lineage: Eukaryota; Dinophyceae; Suessiales; Symbiodiniaceae
Source: the annotation of a GenBank genome assembly
AUGACUUCCUUGGAGGUCGAGGGUGAAGGAGCCUACGACGAUGACUUUGAGGAAGAGGACGCCUCGGACGAUGACCGCGAGGCACCUCCUGCAGAUCCUCCGGCGCUGCCAGUCUCAGCAAGGACGGAUAAGCCUCCAAGGCCAUCGACUCCCCAGGCAUCGCCGGCAGAGGCUCGCUUGCCCAUCCGGCGAGAGCCCUCCUUAGGCCGAUCCGGGAGCCGAGGAAGUCCCGUGAAGGCGGAUCACCGACAUUCCGUGUCGAUGCCUGCCGACAAGGAUCCGCGGGUCAGUCGCACAGGCUCAGGUGCACUCAUCGUUGCAGACGGUCUUCCUGUUCUUACGAGCUUGGAUGACCAGCUGGACAACGGAAGGAGCAUGGGGAGUGCCCCAAGCACAGGACGGCGGGUUGUGCGUGGGAAAGUAUCAGUUGGGGAUGACCAUCGGCCGGGGACGGGUGAUAGCUCCACUCAGGGCGUUAUCUCGCCGGCAGCCCCGCCGAAAGACUCAAAGCCGUUGUGGCUGCAACAUGACGGCAAAAGUGCACGCAACAAAGAUGCUCUUCCGAGCUCAGGGUCGGUAGAUCCAGAUCCACCUCGUGGGGCACGCCGUGCGAGACCUGGUGAAAGCCCGGGCGCCGCUUCGGAAGGGGAUGCUGUGAGAAGCGAGGACCCACGAAAAAUCAAGCGUCUCCAGCAGGAGGUUCAACGACUUUCUCAGCGCCUCCAAGAGUCCGAGAUGUUCUCUGCCCACGACGAUGGGUUGCCAAAGUUCGCCUUAGAAGAGGUGGCGGUGGGCAACAUGAUCGCUCAAGGCGGUUUCUCCUCAGUGCAUCACGCAACCUGGAUGUGCACACCAUGUGCUUUGAAGAAAAUCUUCGAUCCAGUUCUCACAGAGGAGCUCAAGGCAGAGUUUGAGAACGAGGUUCAGAUGCUGAGGCGAUUGCGACACCCCAAUGUCGUGACACUGAUGGCAGUUUGCAGGACACCUCCGGCACUGAGCAUCCUUACCGAAAUGGUCUUUGGAGGCUCCUUGUUUGAGAUCCUUCAUGGCACAGUGCCGAGGCCUCGAGGUUCCCUCGAGGCCGACCCAGCAACUCUGUUGCCUGUCGUGCGCCAGGCUGGAGUUGCACUCACCUACCUGCAUGCUAUGAUGGUUGUCCACAGGGACAUCAAGUCUCAGAAUGUGCUGCUGACCGAAGGCAACAGGCCUAUAGCCAAGCUUUGCGACUUCGGGCUGGCACGGAUGCGCUCGGAGCUGUGCACUGGGUCAAUGCAAUGGGCUGGCACUGCUCCGUACAUGGCACCGGAGCUCUUUGCGAAGCGUAAAUAUGACGAGACUGUCGAUGUUUUCGCAUUUGGGACCAUGGUCUGGGAGGUUGCGGCUGCUGAAAUUCCGCAUGCCAACCUUGACGCGCCGGACAUCGCGCACCGCGUGCAGACCAAGGAGUUUGCUGGCCUGAGCGUCCCGCACAGCUGGCCAAAGUCUUUGAAGAAUUUGCUGCGGUCUGCGCUGUCCGCCCAGCCAGAUCAGCGUCCUGCGAUGACGCACAUCGUCACAGAGCUCGAGACAGUAAUCCGGGAGUUUGCGAUCUCUUGA